Prunus dulcis (almond) is the source of this 786-nucleotide messenger RNA. RefSeq names its product voltage-gated hydrogen channel 1. Gene Ontology annotation, molecular function: voltage-gated proton channel activity. Gene Ontology annotation, biological process: proton transmembrane transport. The record is from RefSeq and is a predicted model, not a curated record. Gene Ontology annotation, cellular component: plasma membrane. The transcript has a single exon. NCBI's taxonomy places the organism in Eukaryota, Viridiplantae, Streptophyta, Magnoliopsida, Rosales, Rosaceae. Bases 1 to 786 code for a protein of 261 amino acids.
AUGAAAAUUGCCUCAUCUCAGAUUCAAAUUCAACAACCUGGGCCUCCCACAACCACCACCACCACCAACUCAUUCUCUAUUGAAUCCAUUGAAGCCUCAAUCCAAAGCCUCACAAGGAGCUGGCAUAGAAGGCAACAAUGGCACAGGUUUUUUUGGUUUGAUAAUAAUAAUUCCACACAAUUUCAAGACCUAGAUUUAGCCCCAUGGAGAACCCACUUGGCCAAUUUUCUAGAGUCCACACCUAUCCAUGCGAUUUCUAUCUCCCUCCUCAUUGUAGAUCUCAUCCUCACCAUCCUUGAACUCUCCUCAUCUUUGCUAACCAAGUGCAACAACUCACCAAACAAGAACAAAAAAACCACACCAGAAAUUUGGUACCAUUGGGUGGGCAUUGCUAUCCUCGCCCUGCUUUCGGCAAAGACGGUGGCUCAAGCCGUGGGGCUUGGCAUGCGUACGUUUCUCCGGAGGCGUCCCGGUUACGUCAUUGACGGCGUCGUUUUGAUGGGUGCGCUGGUUUUAGAAGCUUUUUUCGAGAGGAAGGGAGGGGGGCUGCUUGUUGUGGUGAGUUUGUGGCGUGUUGUUAGGGUUGUAGAGAGUGCUUUUGAGUUGAGUGAUGAGGCCAUUGAAGCGCAGAUUCAAAGUGUUGUUUGCCAGUUUGAGAUGCUCAAGGAAGAGAACAGGAGACUCGCAGAGACCAUUAGUGAGCAGGAUGAAAUUAUCGAGAAGCUCCAGGAAGAUUUAGAUCAAUAUUCUACUCGCCUUAUGAUCAACGGUUAUCAUAAACCGUAA